Prunus persica (peach) is the source of this 2600-nucleotide messenger RNA. RefSeq names its product transcription factor TCP15. The coding region runs from base 939 to 2216 and encodes 425 amino acids. Gene Ontology annotation, cellular component: nucleus. The transcript is spliced from 2 exons. Lineage: Eukaryota; Viridiplantae; Streptophyta; Magnoliopsida; Rosales; Rosaceae. The record is from RefSeq and is a predicted model, not a curated record. Gene Ontology annotation, molecular function: sequence-specific DNA binding; DNA-binding transcription factor activity.
UUUUUGAGGUCCCUUGAAAGGAAAGAGAUGGUGGGAGCAAAAGGAAAGAGAAAAUAACCUUGGAGAAAUUACAGAGAGCCCUUGAAGGUAAAAACCAAGGCAAAGGUGCAAACAGCAAUGAUUAAAUGAAUGCGAUGGGAGCCACUCGAUCAUCUUCUUUAUUUUGUUGAACCAAUGAACCUCUGAGCUAGGUUUUUUGACUUGGAAGACUGGGCCCCCACCUCCGGCCACCACUGUCUUUAUGGAUUGAAUGAUAAAGAGCACCGCACGUGGAGUCUGAAUCAAGGAACUGUCCAACCACAAUAAAAAAUGACACAAAGUGGAAAAAAAAUAAUGUUAAAAACAAAACAAAAAUGAGAAACUUACAAAUUUACAAACAAACCCUCGUCCUCCUCUUCAUGAAUGAAAGGCAAUAAUUUCAUUCAGAAAAUCAAACAAAAGAAAAAAGAAAAAAGAAAAAUAGCUUUUUAAUGUUGAUCAUAUCAUAUACCAUGGCUAUGCCAUCCAUAUAAUUCUCACUCAUUAUUUUUGUUGCUUAAAGCUUGCCUGCCCUUUCUCUCCAGUCUCUUGACCCUUAUCCUUUUCUUUCUUUCUCUCUCUCACAAAAGAGAGAAAAAACAACUCAUCAGCUGCUGAGCUGCCACCUUCCCCCAUCUGCAAAGAAUUUCAUGCUCCACAGUCCACAAGAAAAAAAUAGAGAAAGAAGAGAGAGAGAGAGAGAGAGAGAGAGAGAGAGAGAGAGAGAGAGAGAGAGAGAGAGAGAGAGACCCACUACUAGGCCAGGCCACCACUAAGUGAUAGAAAUUGAGCUCAGCUGGGUCAGCUACAGUUGUACGAACCAGGAGAGAGCAAAAAAGAAAAAAUAUUUUUUUUUAAAAAGUAGUGAGAGAGAGAGAGAGAGAGAGAGAGAGAGAGAGAAGAAGGGCCGUCCCCUCCAUAUGAUCAUGGAAGCUGAAAAUGGGAUCCGCUGCAGGCCCAAUUUUCCACUACAAUUUCUAGACAAAAACCAAGAUGAUGACAUCCAAGAAGCGCCAGGAGACCCGGGUUCCAACCCGAACCGACCCGGCUCCUCCCUCACCCAAGAGCAGCAACCCAACAACGGCAAGAAGCCUCCUCCGAAGAGGACCUCCACCAAGGACAGGCACACAAAAGUGGACGGGCGAGGCCGCCGGAUCCGUAUGCCGGCCACGUGUGCCGCUAGGGUUUUCCAGCUCACGAGGGAGCUAGGGCACAAGUCCGACGGUGAGACCAUUGAGUGGCUUCUCCAGCAGGCCGAACCCGCCGUCAUCGCAGCCACAGGGACCGGCACCAUUCCCGCCAACUUCACCUCCCUCAACAUCUCGCUGCGGAGCUCCGGCUCUAGCAUGUCGGCGCCGUCGCACUACUUGAGGCCAAACAGCAGUAAUUAUUUCAUGAACUUCAACCCCAACAACUUGGGUGCAGCAGCUGCGUCGCAGCUGAUUAUGGACGAGAACUCCCAGCGCGGCAGGAUUUUGUUCCCCGGCGUUGGGUUGUUGUCGUCUGAGAGCUCCCCGUCGUCGUCUAUGUUGUUGAAUUUCAACAAUGCCAUGUUGGAAGCCAAGCGAGAGUUACGUGAUCAGGGCGGUUCUCUCGGUGAGGUGUCCGAGGGCGGCGAGGCCAGCGCCAUGGGAAGGAAGCGAAUUAGGCCGGAGCAAGAUUUGUUAUCGUCUUCGUCGUCCUCGUCCUCGUCAUCACAAAGUAGUCAUCAUCAGAUGGGGAUAUCGAACAGCUACAUGUUGCAAUCAGCCAGCACGGGGUCAAUUCCGGCGAGUCAAAGUACAAUUCCGGCGACAUUUUGGAUGGUGGCAAAUAACCCUAGUAGCGGCAGCGGAGGCGGCGGUCAUCAUGUCCAUGAGCCUCCCAUUAAUCCCAUGUGGACAAUUCCUGGUAUUAAUAAUGGUAUUAACAGCAAUAUGUAUAGGGGGGCUUCGGUGUCUUCGGGGGGCGGGCAUGGUCUGCAUUUUAUGAAUUUUGCUCCACCUCCAAUGGCGGCCAUAUUACCUAGCCACAUGGGAUCAACUCCUCACGGCGGUGGAGGCUCAAUUGCCGACAGCCACUUGGGUGUGAUGGCGGCGCUCAACGCGUACCGGCCGAUUCUCGGGGGGGUCAUGGCGGAGCCACCGGGUGGGAAUAAUCGACAGCAUUCACACCAUGGAGCAGACGAGGGACAUGAUCGUGACAGCAAUGCUAGAUAGCUAGGACACGGCAGUUGAUACUAGUGCAAUUCCUGAUGGGUUGUCCUACCUGUGUUUUCCUCAUAAUUAAGAUCAUACUAGUGCAAUUCCUGAUGGGCUAUCAUAAUUAGGGAUCGAUGUGAAACGAUUAACCAUGUUAUUAAGGUUAUGAUCCUUUUGGCAAUUGGCUUCAUGUAUAAAUAUAUCGUGAGAAAAUGAUUAACCAUGUUUGUUUUCUUUGCCCCGCUUCAUUUGUUGUGGUUAAGUAUAGUUGAUUAUGGUAAAUUACGGUUAAUUAGUUGGUUCUAAUAACCUACCAUGCAGAUAAUCGUGGCGGUUAAUUAAUAAGAUGAUAUGUAGUAUAUUAGCUCGCUGCUAGCUAGCAAGAGUAAUAUAUUGUAUUGA